UCUAACACCACUACACUCACCUCACACCCACGACUCUUAACCACUGACCUAUCCUCUACAAUACACUAUACACCACAGACGACAAACCGCAUAUACACAAUGCUUCUCCGGCCUCUCCUCCGCCCGACUUCUCUCCCCUCUCUCACCCUCUCCUCCCGGACCUACGCAUUAUCCUCCUCACCUAUCUCUGCAUCCUUCUCCGUCGCAACCCGCAGAUCAUCCCAGCGAAACCCAACAACAACAAGUCUGCAGUGGUCACGCCGCCCCCUACUCUUUGCAAUCGGCCUCUCUGCUGGUGCAGCACCCUUUGUGGUAGGGCGACCUCUAGCACGACUGGAUACAUCACCUUCCUCACCUGCGGACGCCGCCCCGUUCAGCUCGUCUUCCUAUACCCACUCGCGAGAUGCAAAGACCCCUUUGACCAAAGACGGCAAGACGCUCAACCCAGCCGCCGUCAAGCAGAUCAGUCUAGGUGCCAUAUUGGGACUCGGCGCCGGUCUUGUCCUCAGUGCGUUUUCCACCAGCUUGACUCUGUUACUCGGCUUGGGAAUUGUCAUUUGGCAGUAUGCGGCGAGAAAGGGAUACAAUUUCAUCCCCGUCGAUCGUCUCCAGCGUUAUGUCAAGGGUGUCAAUCUCAGGAGUGCCAUCAAUGACAAUGUCGCUUUCAAGAUCAGCUUUGGCCUGAUGUUUGCCUUGUCGGCAUUUGGGGAGUUUUAACAUCUUUUGACCUCGUCAUAUCUCCCUCCUGUCACCAUUCAUGUGUAUAUAUACGACUUGAAAAUCAUGUGACUUUAUAUAAGCAAAAGCAUCGUCUGCAGAUACCCGACGGGUGGAACAGGGGGAAUUGAUCCAUGUCAGCAUGUCAUUAUGCCAUGUUUACCAGAGCUGAUUCCACCAUGAACUACCGUCCCUUGAAUCGAGGAUCCCUGUGAGCUACUCUAAACCAAUCAUCCAGUUUCUCCGCCACCCAGCCACUUCUGUCGACUGGUCAGAGGCGGUCAGGAUCUCGAAUGAUCCGACUGGUGCAUGAUGACGACCAACGCAUAGUGACACCAUUUCGCCUCUGUACCUGCGUUACAAAGGAAACUCAAACACAACCUCGAUCCAUGUCGACCCCUGGGACAACCACUCGCCUCACCUGAAGUCACAUGACCAGCCCAAGCGCCUGCUUCGGCUCCAUAUAUUCAUACCCAUUUAGAACUCCAUAUCCGGCAUUGCAUUCUUCAAGUCGAUUCAGGCUACUCCUCUCCUUUCAGGGACUCAAUGACCUCUUUG
Molecule: messenger RNA, 1275 nt
Organism: Exophiala mesophila
Lineage: Eukaryota; Fungi; Ascomycota; Eurotiomycetes; Chaetothyriales; Herpotrichiellaceae
Exons: 2
Coding region: 100-717 (205 amino acids)
Source: RefSeq, a predicted model, not a curated record